Messenger RNA from Fusarium poae, 669 nucleotides. RefSeq lists its product as uncharacterized. The coding region runs from base 1 to 669 and encodes 222 amino acids. The transcript is spliced from 3 exons. NCBI's taxonomy places the organism in Eukaryota, Fungi, Ascomycota, Sordariomycetes, Hypocreales, Nectriaceae. Gene Ontology annotation, molecular function: chitin binding. The record is from RefSeq and is a predicted model, not a curated record.
AUGCGAAUCGCGGCGUACCUGGCUGGCGCCUUUCUUGUCGCCCAACAUGCGACUUGUUCACCUGUCACAGAAAGCAUCGACCUUUUGCGUUAUUUCUACCGGUCGUUACCGAAAGAUCAAGUUUCUGACGGUAAAGAGUCAGAUAGUAGGACAGUGGAGUGUCGUCAGGAGUUUAAAACAGAUGUAUGGACAGGAUGCGACGAUGUACUCGCACAAUUUCAGUUGACUCUGGAAGAAUUCAUACUUGCGAACCCUACCAUUGGUGAAGAAUGUGAUGGCUUCGUCCCUGGAGAGACUUAUUGUGUCGCUUUUAACGUACCGCGGAACAUCACCGAAGAUGGUAUAUGUGGUCAAAAGAUUAAUUUCACCAAAACGUGUGUCGGAAGCGAUUUUGGCGACUGUUGCGGUCUAGGUGGAAAGUGCGGCUCCGGUGAAGAAUUCUGUGGCGAUAAUUGUCAAGACGGCAACUGCUUUGGCGAUGCAACGACGACUUCAUCCAUGCCAGCGAAACCAUCCGCGACAAAGGCGCCGCUUUCCGUCUCUACAAAUGGGGACUGUGCCUACAAUAGCGGCUUCACAUGCAAGGGAUCAGAGUUUGGCGAUUGCUGCUCGGCUGCUGGCUACUGUGGAGAUGAUGAGUAUCAUUGUGACAAGUAUCUAGGCUGGUAA